This is a messenger RNA of Macadamia integrifolia, 1772 nucleotides long. Its product is annotated as cysteine desulfurase, mitochondrial-like. The record is from RefSeq and is a predicted model, not a curated record. The transcript has a single exon. The coding region runs from base 75 to 1457 and encodes 460 amino acids. Lineage: Eukaryota; Viridiplantae; Streptophyta; Magnoliopsida; Proteales; Proteaceae. Gene Ontology annotation, biological process: [2Fe-2S] cluster assembly. Gene Ontology annotation, molecular function: cysteine desulfurase activity; pyridoxal phosphate binding. Gene Ontology annotation, cellular component: cytosol; mitochondrion.
UGGGGCGGAUGAUCCUCUUCCUCGCAAAGUCGUAAUCCCGUUGUGCUCCACAACCAUUCGUAGAGGAAGCAACCAUGGCCACAAGGGUUCUCGCUUCGAAGCUCCGAGAAAUCUACAGCAGAAGCAGGGGCUGCCCUACCCGCUUCCGUGCUCUCUCCAUGGCCGCUGCAGCAGUGGCCAGGGCAGAACCAUUGCCUCUUCAAUACGAGGACACGGAGGGAAUCAACAUGAAAGGCGUCAAGAUCUCCGGAAGACCGCUUUACUUGGAUGUGCAAGCCACCUCCCCAGUCGACCCUAGGGUAAUGGACAGCAUGCUCCCCUUCUACCUCUCCCGCUACGGCAACCCACACUCUCGCACCCAUCUCUACGGCUGGGAAUCCGACGUCGCCGUUGAGAAGGCCAGAGCCCAGGUCGCUUCCCUAAUCAACGCCUCCCCCAAGGAGAUAGUCUUCACGUCAGGCGCCACCGAGUCCAACAACAUCUCCGUGAAGGGUCUCAUGCACUUCUACAAAGACAAGAAACGCCACGUUAUCACUACCCAGACCGAGCACAAGUGCGUUCUCGACUCCUGCCGCCAUCUCCAGCAGGAGGGCUUCGAUGUCACCUACCUCCCUGUCGGCUCCGACGGCAUCAUCGACCUAAACAACCUUCGCUCCGCUAUCCGUCCCGAUACCGGUCUUGUCUCCGUCAUGACCGUCAAUAACGAGAUCGGCGUCAUCCAACCCAUGGAGGAAAUAGGCCAGAUUUGCAAAGAACACAAUGUUCCUUUCCACACUGAUGCGGCUCAGGCUCUGGGUAAGAUUCCUCUCGACGUGGAGAAGAUGAAUGUGAGCUUGAUGUCGCUGAGCGGUCACAAGAUUUACGGACCCAAGGGGGUGGGAGCGCUCUAUAUGAGGCGAAGGCCGAGAGUCAGGGUGGAGCCCCAGAUGAACGGAGGUGGCCAAGAGAGAGGGAUUCGUAGCGGGACUGUCCCGACCCCAUUGGUUGUUGGCAUGGGUGCUGCUUGUGAGGUGGCCAUGAAGGAGAUGGAAUACGACGACAAGCGUAUCUCUGCCCUGCAGAAACGCCUGCUCGACGGAAUGAAGGCGAAGCUUGAUGGUAUCAUUGUCAAUGGGAGCAGCGAGAGGAGAUAUGCCGGGAAUCUAAAUCUGUCCUUCGCUUACGUUGAAGGGGAAAGCUUACUUAUGGGUUUGAAGGAGGUUGCAGUGUCUAGUGGCAGUGCCUGCACCAGUGCUAGCUUAGAGCCAUCUUAUGUUCUGAGGGCGUUGGGUGUGGAGGAGGACAUGGCUCACACUUCCAUCAGGUAUGGGAUUGGGAGGUUCACCACGGAGGCUGAGAUUGAUCGUGCAGUUGAGCUGACCUUGCGGCAGGUGGAGAAGUUAAGGGAGAUGAGCCCUCUUUAUGAAAUGGUUAAGGAAGGGAUAGACAUUAAGAGUAUUCAAUGGGCACAACACUGACCUCACCUUCGGAUUUUAACAAGAGUGGGAUACUGUAUCGAACUUGAGAAGAGGGGAGACACGCCAACAGUCUACUGUAUAAAAUAAAAUAGACGAGACCUGCCAGCUGGAGCUGCUUUGAGCAUAUGAACUAGCCAUAUGCUAUUAUUAUUUUUUCCAUGGAACAAUUCUUGUAUAUGCCUCAGAACUUUCUGUAGUAAGUUCGGUUCUCCUUGAAAUUACUAUAAGAGGGUUUUUGUUUGCAAAAUUUGACAUUAUUUGAGCAUUAUGUUCGAUUUUUGUGUGGCUAUAUUAACAUGAACUGAAUUGUGCCGA